Messenger RNA from Spea bombifrons (plains spadefoot toad), 2779 nucleotides. RefSeq names its product syntaxin binding protein 2 (gene STXBP2). NCBI's taxonomy places the organism in Eukaryota, Metazoa, Chordata, Amphibia, Anura, Pelobatidae. The record is from RefSeq and is a predicted model, not a curated record. Gene Ontology annotation, biological process: neurotransmitter secretion; vesicle-mediated transport; intracellular protein transport. The coding region runs from base 112 to 1890 and encodes 592 amino acids. The transcript has 19 exons. Gene Ontology annotation, cellular component: plasma membrane; secretory granule. Gene Ontology annotation, molecular function: syntaxin-3 binding.
AACGGACUUCCUGCUCCUCCCGUGAUGUCACGAGAGCUCCUGGCGUCACAACGCGGAAGUCGCCAAAGUUUUGGGGACCCUAAACUUGCAGCGGUGGCGGGAUAGCGCAAGAUGGCUCCGUCAGGUCUCAAGGCGGUGGUCGGGGAAAAAAUCCUGAAUGGGGUGAUCUCCAGUGUCAAGAAAGAUGGGGAGUGGAAGGUCCUGCUCGUGGAUCAUACCAGUAUGCGAAUACUGUCGUCGUGCUGCAAGAUGUCGGACAUUUUGGAUGAGGGCAUCACGAUCGUGGAAGAUGUUAAUAAGCGGAGAGAACCCAUCCCCAGCCUGGAAGCUAUUUAUCUCAUCACUCCCAGCGAAAAGUCCGUUCGCGCUCUUAUAUCCGAUUUCAAAGACCCCUGUACACCGUUAUACAGAGCCGCCCAUAUAUUCUUCACAGACACUUGCCCCGAGCCGUUGUUUAAUGAGCUGGGAAAGUCAAGAGUGCCCAAAAUGAUUAAAACCUUGAAAGAAAUCAAUCUGGCGUUCCUUCCUUACGAGUCACAGGUCUACUGCUUGGACGCGCAGGAGUCCUUUCACACCCUCUUCAGCCCGCACGGGAAGCCCGAGCGGACCAAAUGCCUGGAGAUGCUGGCGGAGCAGAUUGCCACCUUGUGCGAAACCCUCAAAGAGUACCCUGCAGUCCGAUACCGCAGUGGGUACGAGGACAAUGCCACCCUCGCUCACAUGGUGUUGGACCGGCUCAACGCGUUCAAAGCUGAUAACCCCAGCAUGGGGGAGGGCCCGGACAAGUCUCGUUCCCAGCUUCUAAUCGUGGAUCGCGGGUAUGACCCUGUCUCUCCCGUUCUUCACGAGCUCACCCUCCAGGCCAUGGCUUAUGACCUCCUGGACAUCAAGCAAGACAUAUACCACUAUGAGACAACUGGCAUUGCCGAGUCGCGGGAGAAGCAGGUCCUUCUGGAUGAAGAUGAUGACCUCUGGGUGGAACUUCGUCACAUGCAUAUCGCCGACGUGUCCAAGAAGGUAACGGAACUUCUGAGAUCUUUCUGUGAAAGCAAAAGAAUGACUACAGACAAGGCCAACAUAAAAGAUUUAUCCCAGAUCCUGAAGAAGAUGCCUCAGUACCAGAAGGAAUUGAAUAAGUAUUCCACACACCUUAACCUGGCUGAAGACUGCAUGAAGCGUUUCAAGGGCACCGUAGAGAAGCUGUGUGCGGUGGAGCAGGACUUGGCCAUGGGCUCAGACGCUGAAGGCGAAAAAUUGAAGGAUCCUAUGAAAAUUAUUGUUCCGGUCUUACUUGAUCCCAGUGUCAAGCCUUACGACAAAAUCCGUAUUAUCCUACUCUAUAUCUAUCUGAAGAACGGUAUCACAGAAGAAAACCUUGCUAAACUGAUCCAGCACGCCAACAUCCAGAGUGACAGCAACAUUAUACGAAACCUACAGCACUUGGGAGCCCGCGUGAUAACAGGGCAACCUGCUCAUAAUAAACCCGACAGAAAGGUCCGUGCGGAGUCCACCUAUCAGUUGUCUCGCUGGAUGCCGGCUCUAAGAGACAUCAUGGAGGACGCUAUUGAUGAUAAGUUGGAUAAAAAGCAAUGGCCGUUUGUUUCAGAACCAGUUACUCAAGUAGGAGCUUCUCAGAGUGUGGUCAGUGCUCGAUUUGGCCAUUGGCACAAAACACGCAGUGCUGCAGAGUAUCGUUCCGGCCCACGGCUUCUAGUUUAUGUCCUAGGAGGUGUUUCAAUGUCUGAAAUGAGGACUGCCUAUGAGGUCACCAAAGCUACCGACUCCAAAUGGGAGGUUUUGAUUGGAUCCACUCACGUCCUUACACCCACUAUAUUCCUGAAUGGUCUGAAAACUCUGGAUCAGCCUCUUUCAGCCACCAAUGGUGAAUGAAAGGCUUCAUUCACUCGCCCUCAGCGUUGUUACCACUGAUGACACUCCUUAGACUGUCCAAAACCAGCGCUUGAUGCUGAACAGUCUCCUCUGGCUCGUUCUUCCGAUUUUCCGAUUUGUGGCAAUCUGUCCUCCUUUCUCUGUCACUGGAACCAAAAUCAACCAUAUAAUUUAUUUUUUUUUGAAAUUGUAGAGGAACAAAUUGUCUAUUCUAUGAAUGACAGAUGAAGCUCAAUCUGCGAAUGGGGAACCCGAUUAAGAUUCUGAUUUAUAUGCAGCGUUAUUACGUUAACAUCAUGUUAUAUCCAAGUACAAAAUCUUAAAAUAGCUUAUAAAAUAUUUGUUACAUUUUGCUACAAAAACUAUUUUUUUUUAAUAAUUGUUAUAAAAUGACUGCAAUGCUGUAUUUUGGCGUUUAUUCUUGUGCCUAAAUCUGAACUUUUCCAAAAAUUACAUUCAUUUGCCUGAUCCAUUUCAAAAAUUCUUUUACUAGAAUACCGAAACAUUAUAACAAACUACAUUGGAUGGAUCAACGUAAGCAAAAAAAAAAUCUUUUAAAAAGUCCCCACAAAAUUGUGUUUUGUGUUGUCGGUUCCCUCUUGUAGUCUAAACCGCUUCCUGUAGCAUGGAAGAGGGGUAAGCCUGGCUGUCCGGCAAUCUUUCAUAUGCCAUGAACUAGGGGUCCUUGAAUAAACGACAAGUUAACAUUCUGUUUCCCAAAGACGUAAUGUAACUCGUCACACGAGAGCGCAGAAUUGGCAGUUUAAGAAAGAAAAACCAUGAUAUUUUGCAUAGGGUGUUAGAUCUACUAAAUGAAGUGUCUCAGAUUGGGUAGAAAGAGCCAGCAUGAGAAGAAGAGUUCCUGUCUGCCUUUGCCUCAGGGAGAUAG